UUUCAUUCUUUAAUCUUUCAGGUAGAAGUGAUAACAUUGUUGGAAAUAUGACAACCACAGCAAGCGAGAUUACCGUGCAGAACCAGACCAGCGUUCAUGAUGUUGAGGCAUUGGUUCAAGCCGCUGUCAGUGUGCUCACAAAUGACAUGCAGAUUGCCACACAUGACCAUGGUCAUGUUGUACAAGAUGCAGAACAUGGCACUGUACAACUACUUGUUGACACAUGUACCAGUAACAACAUCCAGGAGAGACUGUACAUGUGCACUGACUGUAACCUAGCAUUUUAUGGGGAGCAGGGUGAACAGGAAUGGCACUGGCACCUUAAACAACAUAAACCAUUCAAAUGUGACCUUUGUUCGGAAGCUUAUGAAGAUCGAGAAUCCCUGAAAACCCAUGUACGAACUCACUCGAUACAGAUGCCAUUUGUAUGUGACAAGUGUGGUUCAGCAUACAGUCUGAAGAACAAUCUCACCCAGCAUAUGAAGACACACGAGGAUAAAUUAUACCAGUGCGGGGAAUGUGAUGUUCUCUUUAAGUCACAGGUGAACUUGGAGAAACACCUAAGACUUCAUACAGGCGCUGUCACUGUGUUCACCUGUGAGACUUGUAAUAAGAAAUUCUCCCAUCAGAAGAACCUUGUUCAGCAUAUGAAAAUUCAUCAGGGAAAUAGUGGCAAACAGUUUAAAUGUCCAGAAUGUCCUGCCGCCUAUAGUUACAAGUGCCAUCUGUCCAGGCAUCUUAUUAUACACACAGGAGAAAAACCUUACAAAUGUAAGUUCUGUGGAAAGGCUUUUAAUCGGAAUGCUCAUCUGAUACGUCACAGAAAGAUGCACAGUGGUGGUGAAAAAGAAUGGAAAUGUGAACAUUGUGGCUUUGCUUUCUGGGAAAAGGGUGACCUUGUACGACACAUAAAAUCACACGAAGGAAACCGACCUCUAAAAUGUGAUUAUUGUGAGCAGACAUUCGUAUGGAAGCGUUACCUAUUGAAGCACUUAAACAAUUAUCACAAGGCAGAUGACAAACAUUUCUGUAAGACUUGUCUUGAAUGCUUGCCCACGGAGGAGGAUCUGGUGGAACACGAGGCUACCAAUCAUGCUAAUAAGAGAGCACUGACUCAUAAGUGUGAAAUAUGUGAGAUGGAGUUUCAUUUUAAAUAUAAAUUAGAUGAGCAUAUGUACCAGCAUACAGGUGAGAAAGCUCAUGCUUGCGAGAAAUGUCCGGAGAGAUUUAUUUCCAGAAAAGAUCUGGACAGACACAUGAUUGAUCAUCAACAAGAGGUGUCGUUUCGUUGUAACACUUGCGAGAAGACUUUUUCUACAAUAGAUGAGCUACAGUCUCAUGUCAAGUUGCACACAGGUAACGCCAAAUAUUCCUGCUCGCUCUGUCAUGCCUCGUUUCGAUGGAAGAGUCAACUGACUAGUCACAUGGUCGUUCAUUCUGCCGAUCGUGACUUCAAAUGCACAUUCUGUGCGCGUAAAUUUAAGCGCAAGCGGGACCUGAUUCGGCAUGUUAAGAUUUAUCAUGAUACCAAGCCGCCAUACACUUGCACUGAGUGUAACAAAGAUUUACACUCUCCUUAUAACCUGAUGUUGCAUAAAACUGAAACGCACUGGAAAGAGACAGAUAUUGAACCAGGCAAAUUUCCUUGUAUCAAUUGUACUGGGGUUUUUGGGCUUCAAUCUGAUCUUCAGAGGCAUUUAGAAAAGGUUCAUCCUCCCAGGCCUAACAUUUGCAUUUUGUGUAUGAAACGAUUCACUCUUUUCAAAUUUUUACAAAAACAUUUUGAGACUAAGCAUGAAGGUGUAGAAAUGGAAGAAGGUAGUAAUUAUGAAAUCAAAGAAGAACCAAAAGUAGAAGAAACAACUGUAACGGAAAUUGAAAAUGGUGAAAGUGCUGAUAUAAGGGGUCUAGAAAUGGAUGUUGACAAUAUUGACAAUAACCAAGAUUAUCAAAUAAUAGAAAAUGACAUUGAAGAACAUGAUGACAACCUAGAAAGUAUUGCUAACAAAUCUGAAGGGGAAUCACAGAACAUGAUUACAAUAGAAGGUAUGGGCCAACCUGUUGAUGAAGACUAUCAGGCUGAAACUGUUGCUACCUCAAAUGCAACUGAAAUGGCUGUUCCUAUACCAGAGGCUAUUACUCUAGCCCAGUUUUCUCAACAAGCUUCUAGUGAUGAUAUUAUUCCAGUAUUUUUACAAGAAAGUCAAAACAUGGACCAGCAACCUGCACAAGUUUUGCAGGAGAUGUCGGCAGUUCCAGUUUCCGCAGUAUCUACAAUGGCUCCAAAUUUUAAGAAUAUUGUCAAGGUAAUCCAACCUCAGGUAGUUUCCCUGUCGCAGGAAGAGGUAACAUCAAUGGCUAAUUCACAAAUGGUGACAGUUGAGACACCGCAGGUUGUUUCCAUGACUCAGCCGAGAAUUGUGAGCUUACAGCAUCCUGCUACCAAUCCGGCACCUCAUGUAGUCACCAUACCACAGCCUGCAGGUGCUACCAAUCAAGGACAACAACAACCUCAAGGUAUUGCCCGUUCAGCCGCUCAUGUUGUCACAAUACCUCAACCUCUGUUGACCUCUAUACCUCAACCGCAGAUUGUUAAAAUCCAUCCUCCUCAAAAUACAACAUCUCUAGCAACCUCACAGCAAACUGUAACACUUGGUCAAAGAAAGCUAGCUGCCAAUACAACUGUGAAAAUUCCUUUGAUAAAUAAAAAUCAGCGACAAACUAGUGGUGGUCAUAUUGUGGUACAGCAAAGUAAAGGACCCAAUAAACAGAUAAAAAUUAUAUCCAUGGACUAUAACCCUCAACAAAUACAGACAGUGCCACUAGCACAGUUCCAGAC
Ruditapes philippinarum (Manila clam) is the source of this 2839-nucleotide messenger RNA. RefSeq names its product zinc finger protein 665-like. The record is from RefSeq and is a predicted model, not a curated record. Lineage: Eukaryota; Metazoa; Mollusca; Bivalvia; Venerida; Veneridae.